Molecule: messenger RNA, 2187 nt
Organism: Daphnia magna
Lineage: Eukaryota; Metazoa; Arthropoda; Branchiopoda; Diplostraca; Daphniidae
Product: transmembrane protein 8B
Exons: 10
Coding region: 78-1865 (595 amino acids)
Cellular component (GO): plasma membrane
Source: RefSeq, a predicted model, not a curated record
AGGGACUUCACUUGGUGACAUGUUAUUUCAUUAUUAACAUUUCUUUCUACAAAUCGUAAGCCAGUCUCUUGUCAAAUAUGACUGUUUUGACGGGCAGUCAUUGGGGCCUCCUUUCUCUCUGCAUUUUUGUUAUUGCUGGCCAGUGUGUGUUUGUUAGAUGCAAUGUCAUUCAAGAAUUUCUACCAAGAGGGGUGAGUGCUUAUGGUGACGGUCUUGAAAAUGGCCAGCUCCUUCAGAUUCCAAUAGUUGAUGCUGAUCAUCCUCUGAUGUUCUCAUUCUUCGCAAAUGUCACAAAAGGUUGUAGUUGGACUAACGUCACACUGUUUCUCCGGCACGAUGGGUUGCCUAUUGUCAAUAUUUUUAAUGCCAGCUAUCCCAAUUUCACUUGGAUUUAUCAGCCGGUCGACUACGAGGAGAACUUCUUCAGUGACGGUCUAGAACAACGUUUGACUAUUUAUCCUCGCAAACCUUCUUCGGUUAUUUUUGGUGCUGUUUUUGUUUUAGAGGAUUUUGCGCGCAUCCAACAACAAGGGUUGACAAAAUCGUGCACGACUCUGUUUUGGGGUAGAGUUGAAACUCUUCCUCUCAACGCUAGUUCAUCAAUAGUCAGCUGGGAUGUUGAAGAAACUGCCUACAGAUUAGUGAGAAAAAGUUAUGCCCAGCCACUCAAUGUCAAAUGGGUAUUGGACCAAGAUAAUGAGGCUGGCAAUAUUACUGCUAGCACGGAAUCCGUUCUUGAUCUCGAAUCCAAUGAUCUCCCGACCGUUAUAUCUUGGACUAUUUUUUCCCCUGUGGAUAUAGGAGGAACUCUACAAGUCGAUAUAAGGUUCAAUGAGAGUGAAAGUAACAGUAGCAUAUUCGGCUAUCUCACUUACGGAACACCAGAUAACCUGAACGGAACCCGAUUUAGUGCUAAUAGCUCCGACGUGAAUCCUAAGGCAACAGUCAUUGUUCCUUAUCCGCUUGCUGGCAUUUGGUACCUGUCCCUUUACUCCAACUGCACAGGAUGGAAUGAGACUGAAUGUCAGCGAAACAUUUCAGUUAAAAUUCAGAUUUCAUUAUCGCCCUGUAAAGAAGGUGCCUGUGGGCCUCACGGCCGCUGCAUUCAGUAUUUCUCUGCUGGAUUAAUCUAUUCUGCUUGUGUUUGCUCGAGUGGUUUUGCUGGUUGGAGUUGUAGUGAUGGCACGAACGCUCUAUCGACCACAAUACUUCUAACCUCCGUCCUUCUCCUGACGCUGAGCAACCUGUUUUUCAUUCCGGCAAUCGCCCUUGCCUUUCGAAGAGGCUUUUAUUCGCAGUGCAUGUUGUAUUUCGUAACGAUGUUUUUCUCCUCGUUUUAUCACGCUUGUGAUCAGCCAGAGUUCAAUUUUUGUCUGAUGCCGUAUACUGUUCUCCAGUUUGGCGAUUUCUACGCGGCAUUAACCUCAGUUUGGUUAACUGCCUUUAUCGUAGCUAACCCCAGUGUCAGUGAAGAGAUCUCUAGUGCAAUAUGUAUUGCCGGGGCGGUUGGCAUAGCUAUGGCAGUUCACUACAAUCCUACGUCAUUCGCUUCAUUUACCAUACCGAUUGUUUGUGGCCUUGGUCUCAUUGCGGUCUGCUGGACUCGUCACAGCUGCCACAUGCACAAGUGUUACCCGGGCAAGUCCUAUUGUUUGAAGGCUGUAUUACCGUGCUUAUUGUUCGCCAUUGUUGGAUUGGUUUGUUUCGCUUUCCUCGAAACGGAGGACAAUUAUUUUUAUGUUCACAGUAUCUGGCAUAUUUCAAUUGCGCUAGCUAUAGUCUUCGUCAUCCCGCGUGGGAGUAAAAGUGUGGACAUCACGAAAACCUCUUCUAAUCAUCAUGAACCUCUCUCGCAAUUAGAAUAGCUAAGACGAAUAGCAGUCAUUUAAAAAAAAGUUUUCGCAUUAAGUAAGUUAUGAAAAAAAAAUUAUCUAUCUGUUUUCUUGCAUUUAAACCUUUUCAAAGUUAUAUUUGAUUCAAGUUCAGUCAUCGUGGUAGAGCUUAGAGUGUAGGACGAUGCAUCAUGCACGUUUUUUAUUUGUUUAUUUUUAUUCACUUUUUUUUAAAGAGAUAUCCACAAUCUAGACACGAGGUAUCCCUUUCUAGUUAGUUAAGAAUUCCGCACCGCUGGGCAGUAGUAGGCUACUUCUUUUAUCUGCAAAUAAAUGUUUUCCUCCUUUAAAAAAA